AUGAAAAGUAACUCAAAAUUUGUGUAUUACAAACUGAGAUAGAGAGGGUGCCUUUUUUGUUUCUUUAAUCUCAAUAACAAAACAGGUUAGAAUAUAAAAAAAAGGCAGAACAACUUUUUGUUGUACAAAUUUCUUUUUUUAUUCUGCCAUAUUUCUAACUCUGAAUAGUUAUUGAGAUUGAAGAUUUUCAGGCUUCUGUGAAUAUAAUUAUUUAUUUUAUUUAAAAAUAUAUAUAAUAAUGGCAUUCACAGGAACAUUGGAUAAAUGCUCAGCUUGUGAUAAAACUGUUUAUUUUGUUGAUUUGUUGUCUGCUGAUGGUGUUACUUAUCAUAAAUCAUGCUUCAAAUGUAGCCACUGCAAAGGCACACUUGUGAUGAGCAAUUACUCUUCUAUGGAUGGAAUCCUGUACUGCAAGACUCAUUUCGAACAACUAUUUAAGGAAUCGGGAAAUUUUAGCAAGAAUUUUCAGAAUCCCAAGUCUGAGAGGCAAAAUUCAUUGACAAGAGCUCCAAGCAAACUUUCAGCUAUGUUCUCUGGAACCCAAGAUAAAUGUGCUGCUUGUGACAAAACUGUUUACCCACUUGAAAAGGUGACAAUGGAAGGAGAAUCAUUCCACAAAUCAUGUUUCAAGUGUGCACAUGGAGGUUGUGCACUUACCCAUGCAACAUAUGCAUCCCUUGAUGGAAACUUGUAUUGCAAGCAUCAUUUUGCUCAACUCUUCAUGGAAAAAGGAAAUUACCAACAUGUCCUCAAAGCUGCAAAUAACAAAAAGAAUAGUGCUGCUGUAACACCAUUAAAUGAUGAUGAAAAUAAUGCUGUUGAAAAUAAAUCAACAGAAGAGAAUAACAAUGAUGAUAAUAAUAAAGAGCCUGAAAAUGCAGAGGAAUCACAAGAAUCAUAAUAUAAAAAAAAAAG
Molecule: messenger RNA, 915 nt
Organism: Solanum stenotomum
Lineage: Eukaryota; Viridiplantae; Streptophyta; Magnoliopsida; Solanales; Solanaceae
Product: LIM domain-containing protein PLIM2b-like
Exons: 5
Coding region: 239-901 (220 amino acids)
Biological process (GO): actin filament bundle assembly
Cellular component (GO): actin cytoskeleton; plasma membrane
Molecular function (GO): actin filament binding
Source: RefSeq, a predicted model, not a curated record